Zea mays is the source of this 1026-nucleotide messenger RNA. RefSeq lists its product as uncharacterized. NCBI's taxonomy places the organism in Eukaryota, Viridiplantae, Streptophyta, Magnoliopsida, Poales, Poaceae. The record is from RefSeq and is marked validated.
AAAACACUGCCACGGUUUUCUUCCGAACCGAACGCAUUCCAAGCCCGCCCACGCCCAGGGCGCCACAGCUCGCGCGGCUCCUCUGCUACCUACAGCGACUGUCCUGUCCCAUGGGGCUCUGCGCGUCCGUGUUGCAAUGGACGGCCAAGCGGCGGCGGCAGCGGCAGCGGCAGCGGCAGCAGCAGCAGCCUGAGCCAAGGCGCAGCACGCCGAAGGCCCUAUACGUCGUCAGGAACGGCGCCGGCCAGCCGUCCAGGCCAGAGGCGCUCGUCGUCUACGGCCCACCACACGGCUCUGGCGGCUCGGGGUUACAGUCACAGAAGGCCGGCGACGGCGAGGCGGGGAGCCGGAAGCGCGGGCACGAGUGCUACGACUGCAUGGACGUGCUGGGCAGGAGGCUCCACGCGCCGCCGCCCAGGCUCCCGUGCGGCAGCACCAGAAGCGUCGCGACGGUGGAGCCGGUGGUGACGGCCGGGACGAUGCCGGCGCCGGUGUCCGGGCCCAGGGGCGGCGCCACGGCGGACGGGAAGAAGGCGGCACCGGCGGCAGAGGGGUGCAGGACACCGAUGACGCCACGGAGGACGCCGGUGUGGCAGCGGAGGAUACUGAUGGGGACGCGCUGCGAGCUCCCGCGGUUCAGUGGGGUCAUACUCUAUGACGAGCACGGCCGGCCCCUGCAGAGCAGCUCCCAGAACAGAGCAGGCCACCUGACGAGCAGAGCAAGCAGACACGAAACCAAGGGAAAAAAGAAGGCUGCCAGGACAACCACAACUCUCAGGGAUCUCCUGUAGUCAGUUACCUCUCACAUCACAUGCUAUUGCCUCAUUUACUGGUAGCUAAAAAUCGCGCCUUUGCAAGUGCUCCCAGGCUCCCAGCAAACUACUGCGUUUGGUGUUCCCCUCAUGUAAAGCGUGAACCAUUGAAGGCAUGCAGAUUCAGAUACUGAAGCGUUAAUUUCUAUCCAAAUUACGGUCAGUUGGUCAUCCUAUUCCAAGGCAUUAAUGUUUAUCCAAAGCAUGAGUUGCU